Molecule: messenger RNA, 2219 nt
Organism: Colletotrichum scovillei
Lineage: Eukaryota; Fungi; Ascomycota; Sordariomycetes; Glomerellales; Glomerellaceae
Product: flavin containing amine oxidoreductase
Exons: 3
Coding region: 316-1953 (545 amino acids)
Molecular function (GO): oxidoreductase activity
Source: RefSeq, a predicted model, not a curated record
CCACGUUCCUCCUCUCCCUUCUCAUCCCCACAAUCUUUCUGCUGCCUCUUCCGCCUGACCUUUUCCCCCAACCCACAAGAUCGCAAUAGCUCCUUUUUCUCUGUCUCACUCGGUCUGGGGUUCUCACAAAACCAGACGUGGGCUCAUAUCCUGUGACUUCACUUGUUUCUGCUGUGGAUCAGCACUGAACCAGCAGCGUUGCGGCAUAGUUCGCCCGCGCUCCCCCCAGUUAAUCAACUUUCGUGACCAGAUUGUCAAAUACUACCACAAUACCCUCACUCUCUUUCUGUUGCAUUUUCUCGAAGACUUGCCGCCAUGGACGCUUACUCAGUCUCUUACACCAGCCCUGCCAACCGGAGGACAUCUCGCAUUUACCAGGAUUUAGAGUCCUGCCGAGCCCAAAGCCUUUUUGGGUCCGGACAAGACAAGCUGUUGCUUAGAUCGCUGACCAUGGACUCACUUCUGCGGCGCAAACAAUCAGAGUCGGGUCCAAGACCCCAUAUUGCUGUCAUCGGUGCUGGCCUCGCCGGUCUGCGCUGCGCUGAUAUCUUGAUACAACAUGGCCUGCUGGUGACCAUUAUCGAAGGCCGAGAACGACUUGGUGGGCGUAUGUUCCAGGAAACGCUGCCCAACGGCCACACUGUAGACCUUGGUCCGAAUUGGAUACACGGAACAGACGACAAUCCCAUCAAUGACUUGGCCAAAGAAACUGGAACUGCCGUGGGAAGCUGGGAUCACCGGUCGUAUGUGUUUGAUGAUUCGGGAAGCUUGUUCAAGCUGGACGAGAGCGAGAUCUACUCGAGUUUGAUGUGGGACAUUGUUCAGGAUGCCUUCCAACACUCCAACAAGAACACCGCCACUAUACAUCCCGAUGAGAGUCUUUGGGACUUCUUCCAGGAAAGGGUGGUUGAUAAAAUCCCCGAUACCGAGGAGAACUUUGCUGAAAAGCGAAAAACCGUUCUCCAGAUUGCAGAGCUCUGGGGCGCUUUUUCCGGCAGUCCGAUCACAACCCAAAGUCUAAAGUUCUUUUGGCUUGAAGAAUGCAUAGACGGAGAAAACUUGUUCUGCGCUGGUACAUACGAAAAGAUCUUUGAGCGAGUUGCAGAGCCCGUCAGACACAAUGCCGAUGUCAAGUACGAUACUAUCGUUACCAAGGUGGAGCUCAAAACCGAGGAGCGUCCGAAACCGAGGAUUCACACCAACACGGGCGAGAUUUUGGAGUUUGACGACGUAGUCAUGACAACACCCCUGGGCUGGCUGAAGAAGAACCUUCAAGCAUUCGAACCACCGCUACCCGAGAGAGUCGAGCGUGGAAUUCAAGCCAUCGGAUAUGGAUGUCUGGAGAAGGUCUACAUCAGCUUUCCCAAAGCGUUUUGGCUGGAGCCCGACGCAGAGGGCCGCGUGGUGCAGGGCUUCUGCCAAUGGCUUGCGCCGACAUAUGCUCAAGAGACGAACCCAAAGAGAUGGAAUCAGGAAAUUGUUGAUCUUGCCUCGAUGGGCGAGCACUCGCACCCGACGCUCUUGUUCUACAUUUUCGGAGACGAGUCCAAGUACAUUACCGAAGGCGUGUCGAGGCUGAAGACGAUACCGGAGAGAAACUAUUUCUUGUAUGACUUCUUCAAGCCUUACUACUCCCGUCUGCCACAUUACGAUGAGAAUUCGCCCGAUUGCAAGCCGACGGGGAGUCUGUCGACAGACUGGCUACGAGACGAUUUGGCGGGCAACGGCAGCUACAGCAACUUCCCAACCGGAUUGUUGGAGGGCGACAAGGACAUUGAAGCGAUGCGGGAAGGCGUACCGGAAGGCGGUCUGUGGCUGGCGGGCGAACACACGGCGCCGUUCGUGGCGCUAGGGACGGCGACGGGAGCUUACUGGAGCGGUGAGAGUGUCGGCCGAAGGGUUGCCGAGGCCCAUGGGCGGGCGAGCAGCAAGAUUCUGGAAGAGGGCCAGUAAUCGGGAUACUGAACGAGCCGUCUCGUACUCAGCCUUGAUGUGGUAGUUAUGUGGCUCGAAAUUGGGCGAUUCAAAUGGCGCAUCCUGCAUGGCCUGUUGGUUGAUGGAGUCACUGGUGGUAUCUUGCAUUAUGGCCAGGGCCUCUCCGUACCGGGGUGCCUUUGGUGCUGCAUUCUCUUUUGUUGUAGAUGAGAUGAUCCACGACGAUGACGGCUGUCAUUUGAUUCUUCAACGAACUAUUUACAAUGAGUAUAUUUUUUUUAGGG